AACAAACAAAUACAAACACUUUUCCUCUCGCUUCAUUUCCUUUCUGAGCUAAUUGUCUUGCUCACUAGAUUAUCAGUCACUGAUUUCAGUUUCUCAUUGCUUUAUUGUUAUUGGGCAUUUAGGAAGCACUGUUUUCGCAUAUCCGCAUCUAUUCCUUGACUACAGACACAAAAGGCCUUGCCGGGUCUUACUUUCAGAUACAUUGAAGACAAAAAGCACCAGACCUACUUUUUGUUCUCCACCAAGAUCGCAAUAACUUCUUGACACGCUCGCCCAAGAUGGACAUACACAUCAACUCUUUCAGCUAUAAAACACGCCAGACAAUCAUGGUGGAGGUUAACCAACUAGUAUCCGAGCUAUUCAUAUUACAUCCUUACUACAAUGGCACCAGCAGCAGCCAACUACUAUUCCGCUCCUCCCCAUGCACACCAGAAGCAACGUGGUUAUCGCAUCUGCGAUACUUGCGGUGCAGUUGAAAACCCAGUUGCCCAGAAGUUUAGACUCUGUGGUGGUUGUAUGACCACCCAGUAUUGUUCCACCGAGUGCCAAAAAUCGCAUUGGCCUUCUCACAAGACCAUCUGUCAGCACACCGCUGCUCAGAUGUCAGGUGCAAAACAGCAGGCCAUCGGGCCUGCAUAUCCUGAUGAAAAUUUGGCGAAGUACCUUCGCAAGUUUACCUCAACACACUCUUCACUUCUCGGAUGGGCCGGCUUCCAAGCCCUUCAAUUAAAGCGCCUGCCUGCCAAUAUCCGGCAAAGUGCGUUGCUUAUCGAGCUGAGCUACAAUGCUCAUGCCGAAUCAUUAUAUCGUUUCUCAGUGGCAAAUACGCAUAUAGUCUCUCGGACAUUCGUAACCAGCCAUGAUCCACUCGUAGCCGCUGAUAUCAGCCGACGAGAAGAACGCUGUCGACGCAGUGGGGGAAUUGGAACCCUUGUUAUACUCGUGCAGUGUGGUGGCAUUUCUCAAGUUAUGCCUGUGGAAGUCGACCCACCUAGUAAAAUCUCGUGGGAUUCACGAGACGAUUGGGCGGAAGUCCUCCGCCAUUUCGUUGAAUCUGGCCGAACAGAUUUCAAACCUAUAUCCACGACCGCCAGGGGGGUCGUUUAUGGCUAAUCUAAGAUCAUCGCCUUCAUGACUUAUGAUUAUCUUUCGGCAACGUGGAUCGUUGCAUGACCAGCAUAUUUUCGUUCCGCUGCAUCGUGUUCGGACAAUUUGUACUAUUUACGUCGCAUCCAUUACAACCCAUCAUACCUCACGAUUUCAUGUUAUGUUGUAAUUGUACUGCAUGUCGAUUUAAUGAUUAUCACUCAAUACAUUUGAAACUUGAA
This is a messenger RNA of Suillus plorans, 1328 nucleotides long. RefSeq lists its product as uncharacterized. The transcript has 5 exons. NCBI's taxonomy places the organism in Eukaryota, Fungi, Basidiomycota, Agaricomycetes, Boletales, Suillaceae. The coding region runs from base 382 to 1113 and encodes 243 amino acids. The record is from RefSeq and is a predicted model, not a curated record.